Haemonchus placei is the source of this 771-nucleotide messenger RNA. Lineage: Eukaryota; Metazoa; Nematoda; Chromadorea; Rhabditida; Trichostrongylidae. The record is from the annotation of a GenBank genome assembly.
AUGUCAGCAGCGAUCGACUCGUUGCGAUAUGGCGAUAGAAAGUUUUUUGUCGAACGGAUCGACAACGCUGCUGGGAGGGGUUCACUGCUAAGUAUGGAAAAUAGCAGUCCCGGUAAGCACAGACGCGUGAAACGAUGUCUUUUCGGCAAACCGGACCCCAAUCAGGUGGAGAACUGGCUCUCAGAUACAUCAGAAAAGCAGUUGAAGAACAGCCGGGAAAAGUGGAGUUAUGAUUUUAAACUGGACAAGCCAAUCAGUGGUGAUACUGAAUAUGAAAUGGUCCCUGCAGAAAAGGUGCCGUCCGUUUAUAAACCGCGUGUUCAUGGGAGAAAGAAGACGCGGAGAGUUGCGGAGUUUGACCCAGACGUUCCUUCAGCGUCUAGUGAAGAAGCCAAAAGUGAAACUGAUGCUGUCAUUCAUCGGCCUCUUACACGAUCCUGCACGAAACAUCUUGGCGAAAAUAAUUCUGAAAGUACGCGAGGACUGAAACAAGCAAAACUCACAAACUACUUGAAAGUGCGCAAGCGCCGAUCACUUGAUCGACAUCCUCCGAAAGAUGCCAAAGCUUCAUUGAAAUCACCUAAAAAGGCCCCUCCCAGCAGCCCAUUCAGGUUUGCCGCGGAAGUUGAGGGUGGUGAAGCGAGUGACUCUGCCAGGAGUGCAUCAAGCAGUCCACCGAAGAGUCCUAGAAAACGUCCUGCACAAAAAAUAUCAACACUAAAGUCGCCAAGACUUCCGAAAUUGCGUGCUCAUGCCGUCUCAGACCAGUAG